AUCACGUGAGUGAAAACGACCCAUUAUGGCGAUAAAGGGGGCACGACAAGGUGCUCGAGUAGUCAAGAAAGUCGUUGACAAAGUCAAACAUUCUCCGUUUCUAAAGACGUACAUACCAGCUGCUCAGGCAGCACCAGCUCCUCCACUAGGUCCACAACUUGGACAGAGACAAAUUCAGAUUGCAGCAUUUUGCAAGGAGUUUAAUGAAAAGACAAGUAAUAUCAAGCCUGGAAUUCCCUUACCUACAAGGAUUAAAGUUAAUCCUGAUAGGAGUUUUGAUAUCCAAAUAAACAAUCCACCUAUGACAUACUUCCUUCUACAAGCAGCAGGAACAAAAAAGGGAGCAAUGAAACCAGGUGAGGAGGUUGCAGGAAAAGUAUCUUUGAAACAUGUCUAUGAGAUAGCGCUCAUCAAAUCUAAGGAUCCAACUUUUGAGAAUGUGUCACUGCAGAAUGUGUGCAAGAGCAUCAUAACUGCAGCCCACUCCUGUGGCAUUGAAGUUGUUCCUCGCCUAGAAGAAGACUCUUAUAGACAGUUCUUAGAAGAAAGGAAAGAUAUUGUUAAACAGCAAGAACAACAACUAGAAGAAAUUAGGCAAGCAAAGAUGCUGAGGUUGUAACAUCAUCUUGAUGUUAUGGAAUGUUUGUGAGCCAUCGAUCCAUUUAUGUGUGUGUAGAGAAAUUAGGGCACACAAAAAGAUGCAGUUCAAUGCUUUGUAUUUGGAGGGUUUAUUUCUGCAAGUUUUGUGGCUCAACGAACAAUUUUUCGGCUUAGUUUCUAAGAGAGCAGAAAUAAAUGUGUAUUUGAAUUACA
This is a messenger RNA of Pomacea canaliculata, 813 nucleotides long. RefSeq names its product 39S ribosomal protein L11, mitochondrial-like. Gene Ontology annotation, cellular component: ribosome; mitochondrial large ribosomal subunit. Lineage: Eukaryota; Metazoa; Mollusca; Gastropoda; Architaenioglossa; Ampullariidae. The record is from RefSeq and is a predicted model, not a curated record. Gene Ontology annotation, biological process: translation. Bases 26 to 619 code for a protein of 197 amino acids. Gene Ontology annotation, molecular function: structural constituent of ribosome; large ribosomal subunit rRNA binding. The transcript is spliced from 4 exons.